GUGUUAGAGUGGCGGGGGCGGGGCGGAGCGGAGUAGUGGGGAUCGUUCGGCGUCAGGCUGGAGACAGCAGGAGGGAAAGACGCUGUGUGAUGAGUUUGUCAAGAAGGAAGGAAUCAGAGAGGAAACCGCCGGUUUACGUUCACUGUAUCCGCCUUGGAAAAUGCACUCACGGUGCGCAUGCGCAAAAUCAAGACCAGGAUUGGCUUGUAAAACGGUCUUAACAUUUUGGUCCAACCAAUACAGAUGCACCAGGGUUGGGAGCUGGCUCUCACUGGACGGCGCUGAGUCUGCGCGCGCAUUUCGCCUCGCCCCGGCCAACCCCGGGUCGUUAGCGUGUCCGCUAUGGGGUCCGGGCUGAUCGGGCACCUGGCCCCGCGCCUGGGCCUCGCGGAGCCUGGCGUGCUGAGGAAAGCAGAGGAGUACUUACGACUGUCUCAGGUGAAGUGUAUUGGCCUGUCUGCACACACUACAGAAACCAGCAGUGCAGUCAUGUGCCUGGACCUUGCCGCCUCCUCUAUGAAGUGCCCCUUGGACAGGGCUUAUUUAAUUAAACUUUCUGGUUUGAACAAGAAGACAUAUCACAGCUGUCUUAAAUCUUUUGAGUGUUUACUGGGCCUGGAUUCAAAUAUUGGAAUAAGAGACCUAGCCAUACAGUUUAGCUGUACAGAAGCAGUGAACAUGGCUUCAAAGUUACUGCAAAGCUAUGAGUCCAGUCUUCCCCAGACACAGCAAGUAGAUCUUGACUUAUCCAGACCACUUUUCACCACCGCUGCACUACUUUCAGCAUGCAAGAUUCUAAAGCUGAAAGUGGAUAAAAACAAAAUGGUAGCCACAUCUGGUGUUAAAAAAGCCAUAUUCGAUCGACUGUAUAAACAAUUAGAGAAGAUUGGACAGCAGAUUAACAGAGAACCUAGUGAUUCAGCUACUCCACCACGAAAAAAAAAGAAGACAGUGAUUGAACCCCCAGCAAAGGAAAUAGAGGAAGUAAUAGAGAUGCCACAUAAACUGCAGAAAGAUGAAGAUCUGACACAGGAUUAUGAAGAAUGGAAAAGAAAAAUUUUGGAAAAUGCUGCUAAUGUUCAAAAGGCUACAGCAGAGUGAUUUCAGCUUCCAGUCUGGCAUGUGAUGCAAACUAAAGUACAGUGCCACCUCCAGGAAGAUUUGAGCGCUUUGGAAUUUUGUUUGAACUUUUAUAACAAGGAUCCUAAGACUGUUGCCUUCAUAACAAAGAAAGCAGCACUGGGGCUAAGUUCUGGGCAGGCUGGCCCUGAUGUGGGCAACAUUAGAUCAACUACAGUGCCUGACUGGAAUAGCCUUAUGUGCUCCUACAGAAAUGGAAUCGGAGCCAUUUUGCUUUGUUUUGUGUUGAGUGAACGGCAGUCUCCUGUCCUAUCCAGAACAUAAAAUUCAGGCUAAAUGGAACCUUACAGAUUUACUUAAGUUUUUGUGUUAAGUUUUUUGGUUUGACUAAAUCAAUAUGUUAUACAGCCUAAGUUAAUAAAUGUUAUUUUUAUAUGCAU
Molecule: messenger RNA, 1520 nt
Organism: Microcebus murinus (gray mouse lemur)
Lineage: Eukaryota; Metazoa; Chordata; Mammalia; Primates; Cheirogaleidae
Gene: ORC6
Product: origin recognition complex subunit 6
Biological process (GO): DNA replication; DNA replication initiation
Cellular component (GO): nuclear origin of replication recognition complex
Molecular function (GO): DNA binding
Source: RefSeq, a predicted model, not a curated record